This is a messenger RNA of Amphiprion ocellaris (clown anemonefish), 24942 nucleotides long. RefSeq names its product plectin b (gene plecb). Bases 553 to 23067 code for a protein of 7504 amino acids. Gene Ontology annotation, cellular component: intermediate filament; hemidesmosome; cytoplasm. Gene Ontology annotation, molecular function: ankyrin binding; structural constituent of cytoskeleton; structural constituent of muscle. NCBI's taxonomy places the organism in Eukaryota, Metazoa, Chordata, Actinopteri, Pomacentridae. Gene Ontology annotation, biological process: intermediate filament cytoskeleton organization; hemidesmosome assembly; wound healing. The transcript has 36 exons. The record is from RefSeq and is a predicted model, not a curated record.
UCAUUUGACUUUGCGCUUGUUUUAUUUCAGUAAUUUUAUUGCACCCUUUUCGCUUCUUACUUCCUGCCGUACUAUUUACUUUAGUGAGAAUUUUUUUCCAUGCCAUUUUUUCCCUAAGAGAAAGACAGAGAAGGUAGGAGGAGCCGGACCGAGAAGUGUGCCUCACUCUCUCUCUCUCUCUCACACUCUCACACGCUGCCUCUCUUCCAUUCUGUCAUUGCCAUCUCGGCAGUACGGAGACUGUUCAUUCCCAGCCACCCUGAAUGUUGGGGGGACAGCACACGUUUGACUUGAAGUCACAUUUCACAAAGGAAUAACAAUUUUCUUCACAACAGCCAAAAGGAUCAACAAGAACAGAGGAAGAUACAGUAAGAAAAAAACAUUACAAGGAUAUCUUCUUUUGUUUUCCUUUGUAAUUGAAUUGAGAACCAUAUGACAGCUGGUUUUGUCACUGGAUUCUUUCCCACGACAAGACGUGAGACACUGCUUUCUCUUUGUUUGCUGGUGGGCAUUUUAGUUUUACUUUGAGAGAGUUUACAGACUUAAAGCACAAUGGUUGCAGGAAUGCUUAUGCCCCUGCGGGACCUAAGGGCCAUCUAUGAGGUCCUGUUUCGAGAUGGUGUCAUGGUGGCUAAGAAGGACAAGAGGCCUCAGAUCAUGCACCCUGAAGUACAAGGUGUGAGCAACCUACAAGUAAUGCGCGCCAUGUUGUCUCUGAAGUCCAGGGGAUAUGUGAAAGAAACAUUUGCUUGGAGACAUUUCUACUGGUACCUGACCAAUGAUGGCAUUGUUUACCUGCGCGACUACCUCCGCCUGCCCGUUGAGAUUGUACCUGCCUCUUUGCAGAGGAUUAGGAAGCCAGCUGCCUCUCUGGCCAUUGCCCACCGGGCUGCACGGGUCCAAACUGUAGAAGGUCCUACGUCUUAUGUUCCCAAGCCAGGACGCAGGGGUGAAGCAGAGAGCCAAGAGGCACUGACCGAGCGUCAGAGCUACCGCCAUAGGAUGACGCGUCCUGGAGAAAGGGAGAAUUACUCUGAUAGGACCCCCAGGUUUAGGGGUCGUCCACUGAAUGCAGAGCCAAUCAGCCCAAAAGCAUCAUGGGAAAUGGAGGACCAGCCUCAGUCUGCUUUCAGGAAGGGCCCCAACUUCAGAAGUGAAGUACCAAUGAUGGAGGAGAAGAGGGAGAAGAGAGUUGCUCGUCAGGAGCUUAAUAUGAGUGGUGAGAAGCCAGCAACAUCAUCACAAGAGAGGAGAGUGUUGGAGGUCCAAAAGACAAAGGUACCAAGUUCUGCUACAGCAGCUUUGAUACAGGAUGUGUCACAGACCACUCUGACAUCCUCCAAAACCACCCCACCAUUAAAUGUGGCUGCUGUCGCUGAGGCUACAGGUGCUGCAACAUCAAAGAUUCCAGCUGAACCCUCUGCUCCCAACAUGAUUAAAGAAAUAAAGAAUAAAGAGAAGUCUAAGGUUGCUGAUGAAAAACCUUCAAUGAAAUCGAGUGAAAUGACCACAAAACAUUCAGUCAUCACAAUGCCUACUGAGUUUAAGGAGGAGAAAACAAGAAAGGUGAUUGUGGAUCCAGAGGUCAGUGCUACAGCUAAAACAGCUCCUGAUAAAGUAAAGCCCAAAUCAGAUAUUACAAUGGAAUCUGCUCAUGAAACCUCCAAAGUUCCUACUGUCACUGUGGCUACCAGCACUGUCAUCACAAAGCCUAUCAAUAAAGAUGUCAAGGGACAGAAGACAAAAACGGUGAUUGUGGAUCCAAUUGAAUCUGCAGAGGUCAGUGCUACAGCUAAAACUGCACCUGAGGAAGUGAAGCCCAAACCAGAUGUUAAAAUGGAAUCCACUCAGGAAACACUCAUGGUCUCUACUGUCACUGCCACAUCAAAAACUAUCAGAACAAAAUCUGUUGACAAAGAUGUUAAAGAAGAGAAGACAACAAAGGUGAUUGUAGAUCCAAUUACAUCUGCAGGGGUCACUGCUACAGCUAAAAUAGCACCCAAAAAAGUGAAGCCUACACCAGAUAUUACAAUGGAAUCUGCUCACCAAACCUUCAAAGUUCCUAAUGUCACUGCCACUGCCAGCACUGUGAGAACAGAAUCUGUUAAAGAUGUAAAGGAAAAGAAGACAAGAAAACUGACUGUGGAGCCAGUUCAAUCUGCAGAGGUUAAUGCUGCAACCACACCUGAGGAAGUGAAGCCCAAACCAGAUAUUAAAAUGGAAUCUGUUGAGGAAAUCUCCAAAGUUCCUGCUGUCACUGCUGCUACUGGGACUGUAAUCACAAAACCUGUUAGUACAGAUGUCAAGGAAGAGAAGACAACAAAGGUGACUCUUGAUCCAGUCAAAUCUGCAGAGGUCAGUGCUACAGCUAAAAAAGCACCUGAAAAAGUGAAGCCUAAACCAGAUAUUACAAUGGAAUCUGCUCAGAAAAACUCCAAAGAUCCUACUGUUACUGCUGCAGCCUUCCCUGUCAGCACGCAAUCUGUCAAUAAAGAUGCAAAGGAAGAGAAGACAGAAAAGGUGACUGUUGAUCCAAUUAAAUCUGCAGAGGUUAAUGCUACAGCUAAAACCACACCUAAAAAAGUGAAGCCCAAACCAGAUAUAAAAAUGGAUUCUGCUCAGGAAACCUCCAAAGUUGCUGCUGUUACUGCCUCUGAUAGCACUGUCAUCACAAAACCAGUUAGUAAAGAUAUCAUGAAAGAGAAGACAACGAAGGUGACUGUGGAUCAUCCCAUUAAGUCAGCAGAUGUGAGCACUACAGCUAAAACUGCACCUGAGGAAGUGCCGCCCAAACCAGAUAUUAAAGUGGAUUCUGUUGAAGAAACCUCCAAAGUUACUGCUAUCACGGCUGCUACCAGCACUGUAAUCACAAAACCAGUUAAUAAAGAUGUCAAGGAAGAGAAGACAACAAAGAUGAUUGUGGAUCCCAUUAAAUCUGCAGUGGUUAAUGCAACAGCAAAAAUAGCACCUGAAAAAGUAAAGUCCACACCAGAUAUUACAACGGAAUCCACUCAGGAAACUUCCAAAGUUUCUGCAGUCACCGCCCCUGCUAGCACUGUCACUGCAAAAUCUGUUGAUAAAGAUGUCAAGGAAGAGAAAAUAAGAGAGGUGACUGUUGAUCCAAUUAAAUCUGCAGAGGUCAAUGUUACAGCUAAAACUUCACAUGAAAAAAUGAAACCCAAAUCAGAUAUUACAAAAGAAUCCACUCAGGAAACCUUCAAAGUUCCUACUAUUGCUGCCACAUCCAAAACUGUCAGCACAAAACCUGUUGACAAAGAUUUCAAGGAAGAGAAGACAACAAAGGUGGCUGUAGAUCCCAUUAAAUCUGCAGAGGUCAGCAUUACAGCUGAAACCGCACCUGAGAAAGUAAAGGCCAAACCAGAUAUUACAAUGGAAUCUACACAGGAAACCUCCAAAGUUUCUACUGUCACUGCCACAUCAAAAACUGUCACCACAAAAUCUGUUGACAAAGAUGUCAAGGAAGAGAAGACCAAACCGGUGACUGUUGAUCCAACUAAAUCUGCAGAGGUUAGUGCUACUGCUAAGAAAGUGAAGCCUACACCAGAUAUCAUAACAGAAUCUGCUCAGGAAACUUCCAAAGCUCCUACUAUCACUGCUGCUACCAGCACUGUCACCACGAAAUCUGUCAAUAAAGAUGUAAAGGAAGAGAAGACAGAAAAUGUGACUGUUGAUCCAGUUAAAUCUGCAGAGGUCAGUGCUACAGCUAAAACUGCACCUGAGAAAGUGAGGCCCAAACCAGAUAUUAAAAUGGAUUCUGCUCAGGAAACCUCCAAAGUUUCUACUGUCACUCCUGCUACCAGCACUGUCACCACAAAACCUGUUAUGAAAAAUGUCGAGGCAGAGAAGACAGCAAAGGUGACUGUAGAUCCCAUUAAGUCUGCAGAUGUUAAUGCAAUGGCUAAAAAAGCACAGGAAACAGUGAAGUCCACACCAGAUAUUACUGUUGAUCCAAUUAAAUCUGCAAAAGUCAGUGCUACAAGUAAAACUCUAUCUGAGAAGGUGAAGCCCAAACCAGAUAUUAAAAUGGAUUCUGCUCAGGAAACCUCCAAAGUUGCUACUGUCACUGCUGAUGCUAGCACCGUCAUCACAAAACUUGUUAGUACAGAUGUCAAGAAAGAGAAGACAGAAAAGGUGAUUGUGGAUCCCAUUACGUCUGCAGAGGUUGAUGCAACAGCUAAAAAAGCAGCGAAAGAAGUGAAACCCAAACCAGAUAUUACAAUGGAAUCCACCCAGGAAACCUCCACAGUUCCUACUGUCAGUACCACAUCCAAAACUGUUUGCACAAAAUCUGCUAACAAAAAUGUUAAGGAAAAGAAGACCGAAAAGGAGACUGUAGAUCCAAUUAAAUAUGCAGAGGUCAGUGCUACAACUCAAGUAGCACCAGAAAAAGUGAAGCCCAAAUCAGAUAUUUCAACAGAAUCUGCUCAGGAAACCUUCAAAGUUCCAACUGUCACUGCUGCUGCCAGCACUGUCAUCACAAAAUCUGUUGACAAAGAUGUCAAGGAACAGAAGACAACAAAGGUGGCUGUAGAUCCCAUUAAAUCUGCAGAGGUCAGUAUUACAGCGAAAAUCGCACCUGAGAAAGUAAAGUUCACACCAGAUAUUACAAUGGAAUCUACACAGGGAACCUCCAAAGUUUCUGUUGUCACUGCCACAUCAAAAACUGUCAGCACAAAAUCUGUUGACAAAGAGGAGAAGAAAACAAUGGUAACUGUUGAUCCAGUUAAAUCUGCAGAGGUCAAUGCUACAGCUAAAACUGCACCUGAGAAAGUGAGGCCCAAACCAGAUAUUAAAAUGGAUUCUGCUCAGGAAACCUCCAAAGUUUCUACUGUCACUCCUGCUACCAGCACUGUCACCACAAAACCUGUUAUGAAAAAUGUCGAGGCAGAGAAGACAACAAAGGUGACUGUAGAUCCCAUUAAGUCUGCAGAUGUUAAUGCAAUGGCUAAAAAAGCACAGGAAACAAUGAAGUCCACACCAGAUAUUACAAUGGAUUCUACAAAGGAAACCUCCAAAGUUUCUCCUGUCACUGCCACAUCAAAAACUGUCAGCACAAAAUCUGUUGACAAAGAUGUCAAGGAAGAGAAGACAACAGCGGUAACUGUUGAUCCAAUUAAAUCUGCAAAAGUCAGUGCUACAAGUAAAACUCCAUCUGAGAAGGUGAAGCCCAAACCAGAUGUUAAAAUAGAUCCUGUUGAGGAAACCUCCAAAGUUGCUACUGUCACUGCUGAUGCUAGCACCGUCAUCACAAAACUUGUUAGUACAGAUGUCAAGAAAGAGAAGACAGAAAAGGUGAUUGUGGAUCCCAUUAUGUCUGCAGAGGUUGAUGCAACAGCUAAAAAAGCAGCGAAAGAAGUGAAACCCAAACCAGAUAUUACAAUGGAAUCCACCCAGGAAACCUCCAAAGUUCCUCCUGUCACUGCCACAUCAAAAACUGUCAGUACAAAAUCUGCUAACAAAAAUGUUAAGGAAAAGAAGACCGAAAAGGAGACUGUAGAUCCAAUUAAAUAUACAGAGGUCAGUGCUACAACUCAAGUAGCACCAGAAAAAGUGAAGCACAAAUCAGAUAUUUCAACAGAAUCUGCUCAGGAAACCUUCAAAGUUCCUACUGUCACUGCUGCUGCCAGCACUGUCAUCACAAAAUCUGUUGACAAAGAUGUCAAGGAACAGAAGACAACAAAGGUGGCUGUAGAUCCCAUUAAAUCUGCAGAGGUCAGUAUUACAGCUAAAAUCGCACCUGAGAAAGUAAAGUUCACACCAGAUAUUACAAUGGAAUCUACACAGGAAACCUCCAAAGUUUCUACUGUCACUGCCACAUCAAAAACUGUCAGCACAAAAUCUGUUGACAAAGAGGAGAAGAAAACAAUGGUAACUGUUGAUCCAGUUAAAUCUGCAGAGGUCAAUGCUACAGCUAAAACUGCACCUGAGAAAGUGAGGCCCAAACCAGAUAUUAAAAUGGAUUCUGCUCAGGAAACCUCCAAAGUUUCUACUGUCACUCCUGCUACCAGCACUGUCACCACAAAACCUGUUAUGAAAAAUGUCGAGGCAGAGAAGACAGCAAAGGUGACUGUAGAUCCCAUUAAGUCUGCAGAUGUUAAUGCAAUGGCUAAAAAAGCACAGGAAACAAUGAAGUCCACACCAGAUAUUACAAUGGAUUCUACAAAGGAAACCUCCAAAGUUUCUCCUGUCACUGCCACAUCAAAAACUGUCAGCACAAAAUCUGUUGACAAAGAUGUCAAGGAAGAGAAGACAACAGCGGUAACUGUUGAUCCAAUUAAAUCUGCAAAAGUCAGUGCUACAAGUAAAACUCCAUCUGAGAAGGUGAAGCCCAAACCAGAUGUUAAAAUAGAUCCUGCUGAGGAAACCUCCAAAGUUGCUACUGUCACUGCUGAUGCUAGCACCGUCAUCACAAAACUUGUUAGUACAGAUGUCAAGAAAGAGAAGACAGAAAAGGUGAUUGUGGAUCCCAUUAUGUCUGCAGAGGUUGAUGCAACAGCUAAAAAAGCAGCGAAAGAAGUGAAACCCAAACCAGAUAUUACAAUGGAAUCCACCCAGGAAACCUCCAAAGUUUCUCCUGUCACUGCCACAUCAAAAACUGUCAGUACAAAAUCUGUUGACAAAGAUGUCAAGGAGGAGAAGACUAAACCGGUGACUGCGGAUCCAACUAAAUCUGCAGAGGUUAGUGCUACUGCUAAAACUGCACAUGAGAAAGUGAAGCCUACACCAGAUAUCAUAACAGAAUCUGCUCAGGAAACCUCCAAAGUUCCUUCUAUCGCUGCUGCUGCCUUCCCUGUAAGCAAAAAAUCUGGUGAUAAAGAUGUCAAGGAAGAGAUUGGUGAUCCAAUUAAAUCUGCAGAGGUCAAUGCUACAGUUAGAACUGCACCUGAGGAAGUGAAGCCCAAACCAGAUAUUACAACAGAAUCCACUCAAGAAACCUCCACAGUUCCUACUGUCACUACCACAUCCAAAACCGUUAGCACAAAAUCUGCUAACAAAAAUGUUAAGGAAAAGAAGACCGAAAAGGUGACUGUAGAUCCAAUUAAAUCUGCAGAGGUCAGUGCUACAACUCAAGUUGCACCAGAAAAAGUGAAGCUCAAAUCAGAUAUUUCAACAGAAUCUGCUCAGGAAACCUUCAAAGUUCCUACUGUCACUGCUGCUGCCAGCACUGUCAUCACAAAAUCUGUUGACAAAGAUGUCAAGGAACAGAAGACAACAAAGGUGAUUGUGGAUCCCCUUAAAUCUGCGGAGGUUAAAAUGGCAGUUGAUGUGGAAACUGAUAAAGUUAGGCCUCAAGCAGUUAUUACAAAGGCACCUCCCCAAGAAAUCUCCAAACUCCCUACUGAAACUGCCACCAUCAGCCCUGCCAUGACAAAACCUGUUGGUACAGUUCUUGGAAAAAGCAAGCUUAAGAAAGCAAAGCUUAAUGAGGACUCUGUUAAACCCACAGAAAUGAAGACUGAAGUUGCAGCGGAAUCUACAAAAGAAAAUAGUAAGCCAGAUAAAACUGGUGAAAUAACUGUCACUCAGGAGACCACCAAACCCGAACCUGACAGCACCACGAGCAAACCAGUGGGACUCACUCGUGCAGCGGAGGGAAUCUCCAAAGUUAAAAUGACUCAGGAACCUAUUCAGGCUAAAGUAACUUCAGAGAAUCUCUCAGCAAAGCCUAAAACUGAUGAAGUAAUCCAGAAAAUUACUACAGUAACUGAAACUACCAUAAGUACAAAGACUGUCUCAGCACCCCUGGCCAGUGCUGAAGAUGCACAGCUUGUCACAGGGAAAAAUAAAAUAUCAGAGAUAAUUACAAAACAGAAGAAAACUGAUGUAAAAGCGAUUCCUCAUGUCAAGAAAGAUGAAACAGUUCUGCCAGAGGAGGCACCUAAAGAUUCAGUGCAGGGCCCUACAACAGAACAAAAAGACUCAGAUUCAUCUAAGGCUGCUCAAAAUGUUGUUGUCACAGAGGUGGUUAAAGAAGCCAAACAAGUGACUGAGGGAAGCUCAAAAUCGAAAAGAAAGAAAAAGAGAUCUCCAGGUGAGAAAUCAAAGAGUAUAGAUGCUGAGAAUCCCCCUGAACCAAAGGAAAAAAACUCUGAAGACAAGUCCCCAGAGGAGCUGGCAGAAUUUACCAGCCAACCUGCACCAGUUCUUACCUCAGAACCUUUAACUGUGUCUACCAGCAUAAAGAUAGCAGGGCAAACUAAGGCUGAGGCAAAAUUAAAUGUUGACAAAAAGCAAAUAAAAGAAGUCCCGAAACAAAUGAAUGAGAAGCCAAAGGAGAAGGACCUUAAACAGACAAACAUUAUUACAGAAGAAGCACCACCAUCAUUAUGUCAAGUCCCUACAGUGCCCCUAGUGGACGUAAAAGACGUUGUUGAUGGAAGCAGUAUUAGCAAGAUCACACAGGGACAAUUAUCCCCCGAGGGCAACUUAAAGGCUGCGUUGCGUCAUAAAGAGCCAGUGAAAUCUGAGAAAAAGACUGUAACUAAAGUAGAAACAGUGAUGGUGCAGAAAAUAAGUCAAGUGGAACUUCUGCAAACAAGCCCUAAACCUGAAGAGAAAAUCCCUGCGCCUCUGUCGGAAUCUCAAAAACCCACAUUGGAGGCAAAAUCCCUAAUAAGUACAGUGAAAGCUGCAGAGGAGCCUUCAAAGGGAAAGAAGAAAGGGAAAGGGAAAAAACAGGCUAAGGCAACAGAAUCAGAGACUAUAAACACAAAGCCUGUUCUUUUGCCAUCCACUGACAUUACAUCAUUGCCCAAGGCCACAGCUAAAGACAGCCCUGUCACGGCCUCUGAACUGACAGACCAUGUUUCUCCAAAGAUGACUCCUAAAAGAAUGUGCAGUGAGGAAGUCAGGCAGGCAGCAGCUGUGUUCUCUGAGGCCCUAGCAGACAAAGGAGAGGUGGAGCCAGCGCUGCUCUCUGCAGAAAAAAUCAAGCGGGAGGUUCCGAAACUAGAAACAUCCUCCACUGCGAGGGAAGCACCCGCAGCCGGAGAAUUAGCGUCAGCAGCACCAGCAGCAACAGCAGAGGCAGCUGUAGCUCAGGCACAGGCCAGCCCCUUCGUCAGGCAAGAGGAGCCUCCCAAAGUUGCACAACAUUCGGCCACUCGAGCAGCAGAGUGCAGCACAGAGGAAAGGAUCUCUGUUUCUAAGGCCUUAAAGCAGAAGGAAGCGAAGAAGAGGGACUUGGAGGAGGACACACCCUCUGCCACUGCCACACCCAUAGCCCAGCCUGACCGGCCUCACCUGGACGACACCUGUGAAUCUGAACAAUCUGACAUAGACGAGGCCGCCAUGAAGAGGAAAAUUGUUGUGGUAGAGGAGAUAGUUGAGGUGAAGCAGCUUAUCAACCCUGAGGCAGCUGAGGAGCAGUCACCUCCUUCAUCUGUGCAAACUGGGGUGGAAGGAGAGGAACUGGACCUGGACGUUCUGGAGGCAAUCGCUAUACAGCGAUCAGUCCUAUCAGACACGGCAAGUGUCAAGGUGCAAGGAGCCUCACCUGAAGCAGACUGGGACCACUCACUGGAGGAACCAGAGGAGAAGACGUGGCCUAACUUCAUUGAAGAUGAACGAGAUCGAGUACAGAAAAAGACCUUCACAAAAUGGGUGAACAAGCACUUGAUAAAGCACUGGAAGGGAGAGUCGCAGCGUCGCGUGUCAGACCUGUAUGAAGACCUUCGAGAUGGACACAACCUGAUCUCGCUGCUGGAGGUCCUCUCUGGAGAAUCACUGCCCAGAGAGAAAGGCCGCAUGCGAUUCCACAAACUGCAGAAUGUACAGAUAGCACUGGACUUCCUCCGACACCGGCAGGUCAAACUGGUCAACAUCAGAAACGAUGACAUAGCAGAUGGGAACCCCAAGCUGACGCUGGGGUUAAUAUGGACCAUCAUCCUCCACUUCCAGGUCUCCUCCUCAAUCUCCGAUAUCCAGAUCAAUGGCCAGUCAGAAGACAUGACAGCCAAGGAGAAGCUGCUGCUCUGGUCCCAGAGGAUGACGGACGGCUACCAGGGCAUCCGCUGCGACAACUUCACCACCAGCUGGAGGGAUGGCAAACUCUUCAAUGCUGUCAUACACAAGCACUACCCCAGACUCAUCGACAUGGGCAAAGUGUACCGACAGACCAACAUGGAGAACCUAGAACACGCCUUUAGUGUGGCUGAGAGAGACCUGGGAGUGACACGCCUCCUGGACCCUGAGGACGUGGAUGUCCCGCAUCCUGAUGAGAAAUCCAUCAUCACUUACGUGUCGUCCUUGUAUGAUGUCAUGCCUCGUGUUGAAGCCACCGUCAGAUCUAAUGACCUGGAGCUGCGCUGGCAGGAGUACUAUGAGCUGGUGACUGUCCUGCUCCAGUGGAUGCGCCACCAUGUCAUGAUCUUCGAAGAGAGGAAGUUCCCCGCCAGCUAUGAGGAGAUAGAGCUUCUUUUGCGGCAGUUCUCAAAGUUCAAAGAGACAGAGCUGCCAGUGAAAGAACAAGACAAGAACCACUCUAAACACAUCUACCAGUCCUUUGAGAGUGCAGUGCAUGCUGGUCAGGUGAAGGUCCCUCCUGGUUACCAUCCCAUUGAUGUGGAGAAAGAAUGGGGUCGACUCCAUGUGGCCAUCCUCGAGAGAGAGAAGCUGCUCAGGAUAGAGUUUGAAAGACUUGAGAGGCUCCAGAGAAUUUACAGCAAAGUCAACAUGGAGUCAGGGAUGUGUGAUGACCAGCUCAGCUACCUGACCUCCCUGGUGCAAUCGGACAUCCGCCUACUGAGUGCAGGAAAACCAGCACAGCACACAGCGGAGGUGGAAAGGGAGCUGGACAAGGCAGAAAACAUGAUUCGCCUGCUCUUCAAUGAUGUGCAGAUGCUCAAGGAUGGGCGCCACCCUCAGGCUGAUCAGAUGUACCGCAGAGUUUACUGCCUCCAUGAGCGCCUGGUGAACUUGCGCAGCGAUUACAACCUUCGUCCCAAGACUGCUAGCAUGACUACUUCCCAGGUGAAUCUGACCAAGAGCACCCAGCAGUCCAUCAUGAAGGUACGGCCAGAGUUGGAUGACGUGACCCUGCGCUACGUCCAAGACCUGCUGGCCUGGGUGGAGGAGAACCAGCGUCGCAUUGAUGAUGCCGAGUGGGGAUCUGACCUGCCCUCGGUGGAGUCCCAGCUGGGCAGCCACAGAGGCCUGCAUCAGACCGUGGAGGACUUUAAAUCCAAGAUUGAACGGGCCAAGGCAGACGAGAACCAACUGUCACCUGUCAGUAAGGGCACAUACAGAGAAUACCUGGGAAAACUGGACCUUCAGUAUGGCAAACUACAGAACUCUUCCAAAUCCCGUCUAAGGAACUUGGAUUCACUGCACAGCUUCGUCAGCGCUGCCACUAAGGAACUGAUGUGGUUACAUGACAAAGAAGAGGAAGAGGUCAACUUUGACUGGAGUGACAGGAACAGCAACAUGACGGCUAAGAAAGACAACUACUCGGGUCUCAUGCGAGAGCUGGAGCUGAGAGAAAAGAAGGUCAAUGAUAUCCAGGCUAUGGGAGACAAACUUGUCAAGGAUGGACAUCCUGGCAAGAAGACAGUCGAGUCCUUUACAGCUGCCCUGCAGACUGAGUGGAGCUGGAUCCUCCAGCUGUGCUGCUGUAUAGAGGCUCAUCUCAAAGAAAACACAGCCUACUACCAGUUCUUUGGCGAUGUGAAAGAGGCCCAGGACAAGAUGAAGAAAAUGCAAGAGAACAUGAAAAAGAAAUACAGCUGCGAUCGCUCUACAACAGCCACACGCCUGGAGGAUCUGCUGCAGGAUGCUGUGGAGGAGAAAGAGCAGCUGAAUGAAUUCAAGACUCUGGUGACUGGCCUGAACAAGAGAGCCAGGUCCAUCAUCCAGCUGAAACCACGAAACCCCACCACCUCCAUCAAAGGCAAAACACCCAUUCAGGCUGUCUGUGACUUCAAGCAGCAGGAGAUCACAGUUCACAAAGGAGAUGAGUGCGCUCUCCUCAACAACUCUCAGCCCUUCAAGUGGAAGGUCUUGAACCGUGCUGGACAUGAGGCAGUGGUGCCUUCAGUCUGCUUCAUGGUACCUCCAGUCAACAAGGAGGCUGUGGACAGUGUGUCAAGUCUGGAUGCAGGUCAUCAGCAGAUGGUGUCCAUGUGGCAGAAGCUCCAUAUAGACAUGAAGAGUCUGCUGUCAUGGCAGUACCUGAUGAGAGACUACACACAGAUACGCUCCUGGAACAUCUCCAUGCUGAAGACGAUGAAGCCAGAGGAGUACCGGCUGAUCAUGAGGAACCUGGAGCUCCACUACCAGGACUACAUGCGUGACAGCCAGGACUCACAGCUCUUCGGCCCUGAUGACCGCAUGCAGAUUGAGGAGGACUACACCAAGUCCACCCAGCAUUUCGACAACCUGCUUCGCUCCAUGGAGAAAGGGCAAAUGGUUGUUAGGCUCAAAGGUCAACAGAAUGAGUCUCUGUGUAAGAACUACAUCUCUGAGAUCAAGGACCUGCGUCUGCGUAUAGAAGACUGCGAGGCUCAGACUGUGGCUCGCAUUCGCAAACCUGUGGAGAAGGAGCCUCUGAAAGAAUGUGUUCAGAAGACCACAGAGCAGAAGAAAGUCCAGGUACAGCUGGACGGCCUCAAGAAGGACCUUGAUAAGGUAUCUGUCAGGACAAAUGAAGUCUUGGCCUCCCCUCAGCAGUCUGCCUCAGCUCCUGUGCUUCGGUCAGAGCUUGACGUCACCGUGCAGAAGAUGGAUCACGCUCACAUGCUGUCCUCCGUUUAUCUUGACAAGCUGAAGACUGUGGAAAUGGUCAUCCGUAACACGCAGGGUGCUGAGGGAGUUCUCAAGCAGUAUGAGGACUGUCUGCGGGAGGUUCACACUGUGCCUGGUGAUAUCAAGGAAGUAGAGACUUACAGGACCAAGCUUAAGAAAAUGCGAGCUGAAGCUGAGGGUGAACAGCCAGUGUUCGAUUCCCUGGAAGAAGAGCUGAAGAAAGCCUCUGCUGUGAGCGACAAGAUGUCCCGUGUGCACAGUGAGCGUGACGUUGAGCUGGACCACUACCGCCAGCUCCUGUCUAGCCUCCAGGACCGCUGGAAGGCCGUGUUCACCCAGAUCGACCUUCGCCAGAGAGAGCUGGAGCAGCUCGGUCGCCAGCUAGGCUACUAUCGCGACAGCUAUGAUUGGCUAAUCCGCUGGAUUGCCGACGCCAAGCAAAGGCAGGAGAAGAUCCAGGCUGUGCCCAUCACUGACAGCAAGACUAUGAAAGAACAACUUGCUCAGGAGAAGAAACUGUUGGAGGAGAUUGAGCAGAACAAAGACAAAGUUGAUGAGUGUCAAAAAUAUGCUAAAGCGUACAUUGACACUAUCAAGGACUAUGAACUCCAGUUGGUCGCCUACAAAGCGCAGGUGGAACCUCUUGCUUCUCCCCUGAAGAAAACCAAACUGGAUUCUGCUUCUGAUAAUAUUAUUCAGGAGUAUGUAACACUGAGGACCAGGUACAGUGAGCUGAUGACUCUGACUAGUCAGUACAUCAAGUUCAUCACCGAUACGCAGCGCCGCUUGGAGGACGAGGAGAAAGCUGCAGAGAAAAUCAAAGCGGAAGAACAGAAAAAAAUGGCCGAGAUGCAGGCUGAGUUAGACAAACAAAAGCAGUUAGCUGAAGCUCAAGCAAAGGCCAUUGCUAAAGCCCAGAAAGAGGCUCAAGAGCUGAAGCACAAAAUGCAGGAAGAAGUAAUCAGGAGAGAAAAUGCUGCUGUAGAUGCAGAAAAGCAAAAGAAAAACAUCCAGCUGGAACUGCAUGAGCUCAAAAACCUCUCAGAUCAGCAGAUCAAGGACAAAAGUCAACAAGUGGAUGAAGCUCUUCAAAGCCGGGUGAAAAUUGAGGAAGAAAUCCGCCUCAUCAGGAUCCAACUAGAAACAACGGUAAAGCAGAAGUCUACUGCAGAAACUGAACUUAAGCAACUUCGCGAUAAGGCAAAUGAAGCUGAGAAACUCAGAAAGGCUGCCCAGGACGAGGCUGAGAAGCUCCGCAAACAAGUUAACGAAGAGACCCAGAAAAAGCGCAUGGCCGAGGACGAACUCAAACGCAAAUCUGAAGCAGAAAAAGAAGCUGCAAAGCAGAAACAGAAAGCUCUGGAAGACCUUGAAAACCUCAGGAGGCAAGCAGAGGAGGCUGAAAAACAAGUGAAGAAAGCAGAGGUUGAAAAGGAAACACAAAUCAAGAUUGCUCAUGAAGCAGCCCAGAAGAGCGCCGCUGCUGAGCUCCAGAGCAAACACAUCUCUUUUGUUGAAAAGACCUCAAAGUUAGAGGAAUCACUUAAGCAAGAGCAUGGCGCUGUUGUUCAGCUGCAACAAGAAGCAUCACGACUCAAAAAACAACAGGAGGAUGCAGAAAAGGCCAGAGAAGAGGCCGAAAAAGAACUUGAUAAAUGGAGACAGAAAGCUAACGAGGCCCUUCGUCUGAGACUCCAAGCUGAAGAAGAAGCUCACCAAAAGAGCCUCGCUCAAGAAGAAGCUGAGAAACAAAAGGAGGAGGCAGAGCGUGAGGCUAAGAAGAGAGCCAAAGCUGAGGACUCAGCACUGAAGCAGAAGGAGAUGGCUGAGAAAGAGCUUGAGAGGCAGAGGAAGGUCGCUGAGAGCACAGCUCAGCAGAAACUCACUGCAGAACAGGAGCUCAUUAGACUUAGAGCAGACUUUGACAAUGCAGAACAGCAGAGAUCUCUCCUUGAAGAUGAACUUUACCGCCUGAAGAAUGAAGUCGCUGCAGCUCAGCAACAAAGAAAACAACUGGAAGAUGAACUUGCCAAAGUCCGGAGUGAAAUGGAAGUACUCAGUUCAAUGAAAUCGAGGUUAGAAGAGGAGACCAUGUCCAACACAGAGAAGAGCAAACAACUUCUUGAGGCAGAAGCCGCCAAGAUGAGGGACCUGUCUGACGAGGCCAGCAAGCUCAGGGCCAUCGCAGAGGAGGCCAAGCAUCAGAGGCAAGUUGCUGAGGAAGAAGCAGCUCGUCAGAGAGCCGAGGCUGAAAGGAUUCUCAAGGAGAAGCUGGCUGCAAUCAGUGAGGCCACCCGGUUAAAGACGGAGGCUGAAAUUGCCCUGAAAGAGAAGGAAGCUGAAAACGAGAGACUCCGGCGGCAAGCUGAGGAUGAGGCUUACCAGAGGAAAGCUCUUGAAGACCAGGCCAACCAGCACAAGCAAGACAUUGAGGAAAAGAUAGUCCUUCUCAAAAAAUCAUCUGAAGCCGAAAUGGAACGACAAAAGGCAAUAGUGGAUGACACACUCAAACAGAGGCGAGUUGUUGAAGAGGAAAUCCGAAUUCUCAAGCUUAACUUUGAAAAGGCUUCAUCUGGAAAACUUGAUCUUGAGCUAGAACUGAAUAAAUUGAAAAACAUUGCAGAGGAAACUCAACAAAGCAAGCUCAGAGCAGAGGAGGAGGCUGAGAAACUAAGGAAGCUUGCCCUCGAGGAGGAGAAGAGGAGAAGGGAAGCAGAGGAGAAGGUUAAGAAGAUUGCUGCUGCAGAAGAAGAGGCGGCCAGACAACGCAAGGCAGCCCAAGAUGAGCUUGAACGCCUGAAAAAGAAAGCAGAAGAAGCCAAAAAGCAGAAAGAUGAGGCCGACAUAGAAGCAGAAAAACAGAUUGUUGUAGCCCAACAAGCAGCUCUGAAAUGCAGUGCAGCUGAGCAGCAAGUCCAAAGUGUCCUUGCUCAACAGAAGGAAGACAGCAUCAUGCAGAAGAAGCUUAAAGAAGAGUACGAGAAAGCCAAGAAGCUUGCCAAAGAGGCAGAGGCUGCUAAGGAGAAGGCCGAAAGGGAGGCAGCUCUCCUUCGUCAACAAGCAGAGGAGGCAGAGCGACAAAAAUCAGCUGCUGAGCAAGAAGCUGCGAACCAAACCAAAGCUCAAGAAGAUGCGGAGAGGUUGAGAAAGGAGGCUGAAAUUGAAGCUGAGAAACGAAAGCAAGCAGAAGCUGCAGCACUGAAGCAGAAGCAACAAGCUGAUGCUGAAAUGGUGAAGCACAAAAAACUGGCUGAGCAAACAUUAAAACAAAAGUCUCAAGUGGAGCUGGAGCUCACAAAGGUUAAACUCAAGCUCGAUGAAACUGACAAACAGAAAUCUCUCCUGGAUGAUGAGCUGCAGCGGCUGAAGGACGAGGUGGACGAUGCUGUCAAACAAAGGGCUCAGGUGGAGGAGGAGCUGUUCAAAGUCAAGGUUCAGAUGGAGGAACUACUCAAACUGAAAAUCAGAAUUGAGGAGGAAAAUCAGCGUCUUAUCAAGAAAGACAAGGAUAACGUACAAAAAUUCCUUGCUGAAGAGGCUGAGAAUAUGAAAAAGCUUUCGCAGGAUGCUGCCAGACUUAGUGUAGAAGCCCAAGAAGCUGCACGCUUGAGGCAGAUUGCAGAAGACGACCUCAAUCAGCAGCGAGCGCUUGCUGAUAAAAUGCUCAAAGAGAAAAUGCAGGCCAUACAAGAAGCUUCUAGAUUACGAGCAGAAGCAGAGCUGCUACAGAGGCAGAAAGACUUGGCUCAGGAGCAGGCCCAAAAGCUGCUGCAGGACAAACAAUUAAUGCAGCAGCGUCUGGAGGAGGAAACAGAGGAAUACCAGAAGUCACUGGAAGCAGAGAGGAAGAGGCAAUUGGAGAUCACAGCAGAAGCUGAAAAACUCAAAUUACAGGUUUAUCAGCUCAGUGAAGCCCAAGCCAAAGCUGAAGAAGAGGCCAAAAAAUUCAAGAAGCAGGCUGAUACGAUCGCUGCCCGUCUUCAUGAGACUGAGAUUGCCACCAAGGAAAAAAUGACUGUAGUGGGAAAACUGGAAGUCCAAAGACUACAUACCAGCAAAGAAGCUGACGAUUUACGCAAAUCUAUCGCAGACCUAGAGAAUGAGAAGGCUAGACUGAAAAAGGAGGCUGAAGAACUUCAAAAUAAGUCUAAAGAGAUGGCUGAUGCGCAGCAGAAACAAAUGGAGCAUGAGAAGACAGUGCUCCAGCAGACAUUCCUGACAGAAAAGGAAAUGCUCUUAAAGAAAGAGAAGCUAAUUGAAGAUGAGAAAAAGAGGCUGGAGAGCCAGUUUGAGGAAGAGUUGAAAAAGGCCAAGGCUCUUAAAGAUGAACAAGAACGCCAGAGACAGCAGAUGGAGGAGGAGAAGAAGAAGCUCCAGGCUACCAUGGAUGCAGCCCUCAGUAAACAGAAAGAAGCUGAGAAAGAAAUGCAGAACAAGCAGAAAGAAAUGCAAGAACUGGAGAAGAAGAGAAAAGAGCAGGAAAAGAUUCUUGCAGAAGAGAACCAGAAAUUGCGUGAGAAGCUGCAACAGCUUGAGAAAGCCCAGAAAGACCAGCCCAAAAAAGAAAUCGACAUUCAGACCGAUAAAGAGGGGAUCAUUAAUGGUCGUAGUGCUGUUGAGUUAGAUGGCGUGGGCAAGAAACCAGAUCCAAUGGCUUUUGAUGGCAUUCGUGAUAAGGUACCUGCAAGCAGACUUUUUGACCUUGGUCUUUUACCCAAGAAGGAGUUUGACAAGCUGAAAAACGGCAAAACCACUGUUCAAGAGCUUGGUGAAACUGAAAAUCUAAAACACAUUCUUAAAGGAAAGAAUCCCAUUGCUGGUGUCUUGACCCCAUCUAAUCAAAAGAUGUCAAUCUAUCAAGCAUCAAAAGAGAAGAAGAUUACCCCUGGCACAGCCAUGGUCCUUCUUGAAGCACAGGCAGCCACAGGUUACAUCUUAGACCCCAUCAAGAACCAGAAACUUUCUGUGAAUGAGGCUGUCAAGAAAGAAGUGAUUGGCCCUGAACUCCACAACAAAAUGCUUUCAGCUGAGAGAGCUGUUGUUGGCUACAAAGAUCCAUACAGUGGUGGGAAGAUCUCUGUAUUUGAAGCCAUGAAGAAGGGUCUGGUAGAACAUGAUCAAGCCAUCAGAGUUCUUGAAGCUCAGGUUGCAACCGGUGGUAUAAUAGACCCUAUCAACAGUCACCGUGUAUCCAAUGCAACAGCCUAUAAACAGGGACAGUAUGAUGCAGAAAUGAAUAAGAUGAUGGAAAAACCCUCAGAUGACACAAAGGGAUACUUUGACCCCAGCACUCAGGAACCUUUGACAUAUUCUGAACUAAUGACAAGAUGCACAACUGACCCCGAGACUGGUCUGUUACUCCUGCCAAUCACAGACAAAGCUGCUCAGUGCUCUAGUAUGUACACUGAGGAAGAGACCAAGGAUGUGUUCAGCAAAACAACUGUCUCUGUACCAUUUGGAAGAUUUAAGGGAAAGACUGUCACUAUUUGGGAGAUAAUCAACUCUGAGUACUUCACUGAAGACCAGAAGAAAGAUCUUCUCCGUCAGUACAAGACAGGAAAAAUCACAAUCGAAAAGAUCAUUAAGAUUGUAAUUACUGUGGCUGAGGAGAAAGAGAAGAAGAACGAAAUUACCUUUGAUGGUCUGAGAGCACCUGUUCCUGCUACUGAGCUUGUGGAGUCUAAAAUCAUUGACAAAGACCUGUACAACAAAUUGCAAAAGGGCAAUAAGACAGUCAAAGAGGUCUCUGAAAUGGAGCCUGUCCACAAAGCACUGAAGGGUACAAACUGCAUUGCAGGUGUAGUCAUUGACUCAUCCAAGGCAACAAUGUCCUUCUAUCAAGCUUUGAAGAAGGACAUGAUGAGGGCAGGGCCUGCCUUGCAUAUGCUUGAAGCUCAGGCAGGAACAGGCUACGUGGUUGACCCUGUUGAUAAUAAGAAGUACACUGUUGACGAAGCUGUCAAAGCUGGUGUUGUUGGUCCUGAGCUGCACGAAAAGCUCCUAUCUGCAGAGAGAGCCGUUACAGGUUACAAAGAUCCUUACACUGGAAAGACUGUCUCUCUUUUCCAAGCAAUGAGAAAAGAUCUCAUACCUAAAGAGCAAGGAAUCCGGCUGCUUGAUGCUCAAAUGACCACUGGAGGCAUCAUUGAUCCGGUAAAGAGCCAUCGUAUUCCUCAUGAUGUGGCUUGCAAGAGAAAUUAUUUUGAUGAUGAAAUGAAGCAGACUCUGAGCAGUCCCACUGAUGAAACCAAAUGCUUCUUUGACCCCAACACAAAAGAAAAUGUCACAUACGCACAGCUCUUCAAAACAUGUGUCACUGACAAGAAAACUGGUCUCCAACUCCUGCCUCUUUCUGAUGAAGCAAUCAAUGCUAAGGAAGAGCCAACAUACAGUGAAGCCCAGACUAAAGAGGCUAUGACUCAGGCAACUGUGGAGCUUGACUCAGGGCCAUUUAAGGGCAGGAAGAUGACCCUAUGGGACAUUAUCAACUCUGAAUAUCUCACUGAGGAAGAGAGACUUGACCUGCUCAGACAGUUUAGGUCAGGAAAGUUUACAAUUGAAAAGAUAAUUAAGAUUAUUAUAACAGUUGUAAAUGAGAAAGAGGCCAAGAAACAAGAAAAGUCCACCUUCAAGGGACUCAGAGCUCCUGUUCCAGCAAGCUCUCUGUGUGAUUCCAAAAUCAUUGACAAAGAAACCUUUGACCUCCUUCAACAAGGCAAAAUAACACCUAAACAAGUCAGUGAGAAUCCCAGUGUCAACAAAUACCUCCAGGGCUCUGACAGCAUUGCUGGCAUCUACCUAGAACCCACAAAAGAGAAAAUAAGCAUUUAUCAAGCUAUGAAGAAAAAGCUCCUUCGGCACAACACUGGUCUUUCACUUCUUGAAGCUCAGGCUGGAUCUGGGUUCAUUGUAGAUCCAGUAAGGUAUAAAUACCUCUCAGUAGAUGAGGCAGUGAAGUCAGGCCUUGUUGGUCCAGAGCUACAUGAAAAACUCCUCUCGGCAGAAAAAGCUGUCACUGGCUAUAAAGAUCCAUUCACAGGCAACAAAAUAUCCCUCUUUGAGGCAAUGCAAAAGGAUCUAAUCCUGAAAGAGCAUGCCAUGCCCCUGUUGGAAGCACAAAUGGUCAGUGGGGGAAUCAUUGAUGCUGUAAACAGCCACCGUGUCCCCACUGAUGUUGCAUAUCAGAAGAAAAUUUUCAGUAAAGAAAUUGCCAAAACCCUGUCUGAACCAUCUGAUGAUAACAAGGCUUUCACAGACCCAGAAACUGAUGAGAACGUAACCUACAGACAGCUUAAAGACAAAUGCCAAAGAGAUAAAGACACAGGCCUGUGCAUGCUCCCACUCUCCAAGCCUCAGUCUCCAACUGUUGUGGAGAAGACAUACCUCUACACAGAAGAACAAACUCAGAGUGAGUUGACCGACACUAAAAUUGACAUUCCAGUUGAGGGCCUUGCUGACAAACCAAUGAACCUCUGGGAUGUCAUGAACUCAAAUCUGCUUCCAGAGCAAGAAAGACAGAAGCUCAUGGAUGAAUAUCGCUCUGGACAAAUCACUAAAGAGCGGAUGAUCAUUAUCAUUAUAGAAAUCAUGGAGCAAAGAGAGAUCAUAAGAACUGAUAGCCCACUGUCAUAUAAGACUAUAAGGAGAAGAAUAACAAUUGAAGAACUCUACAAUGCUCGCAUCAUUGACUUGGAGACAUACAACCUUCUUAAACAGGGCAAGAGGGAUAUCCGUGACAUUAUGGAGAUGACCAGUGUGAAACAGUACCUCUAUGGCACAGGCUGCGUUGCUGGGGUCACAACUGACUCAAGCUCCAAAAUAAGCAUAUACCAGGCCAUGAAGAGAGGUUUUAUUCAACCAGAAAUCGGCCUCAGCCUCCUGGAAGCACAAGCUGCAACAGGAUUCAUUGUGGAUCCAGUAAAGAAUGAGACACUCACUGUUGAUGAAGCUGUUCGUAAGGGUGUUGUCGGCCCUGAGAUCCACGACAAACUUCUUUCAGCUGAAAGAGCUGUUACAGGAUACAAAGAUCCCUACAGUGGGAAAGUCAUAUCCCUUUUCCAGGCCAUGAAAAAGGAUCUUGUGCCAGAGGAUUAUGCUCUAAAAAUGAUCGAGGCACAAACUGCAACUGGUGGUAUUAUUGAUCCUGAAUUCCAGUUCCACCUGCCAGCAGACGUUGCCAUGCAAAGAGGCUAUAUAAACAAGGAAACCAACGAGAGACUGAAUGAUGAUGUUAAAGGAUUCACUGACCCUGUCACUAAUGAGAAAGUGUCAUAUGCUGAGCUGCUAAAGAGGUGCAAGUUAGAUGGUGGUUUGCGCCUUCUCUCCCUGGGAGACAAGAGGCUGACCUUCAAGGGUCUGAGAAAACAAAUCACAAUGGAGGAACUACUGCGCUCACAAAUUAUUGACCAGCAGACUGUCACUGAACUGAACGAAGGCCUUAUUUCAGUGGAGGAGGUUAGCAAUAGGCUAUCAAGGUACCUUGAGGGCACAGGCUGUAUUGCUGGUGUGUUUUUGGAACCCUCAAAGGAACGUCUAUCAAUUUACCAGGCCAUGAAGAAGAACAUGAUUAGGCCAGGCACUGCAUUUGAACUCCUCGAGGCCCAGGCAGCCACAGGGUAUGUCAUUGAUCCAAUCAAAAACCUCAAACUGACUGUCAAUGAAGCAGUGAAGAUGGGAAUUGUGGGCCCAGAAUUCAAAGACAAGCUUCUCUCUGCUGAGCGUGCAGUGACAGGAUAUAGAGAUCCUUAUUCUGGCAGGACAAUUUCCCUGUUCCAGGCCAUGAAAAAGGGGCUCAUCCUUAAAGAUCAUGGUAUCCGUCUCCUGGAAGCCCAGAUUGCCACUGGUGGAAUCAUUGACCCAGAGGAAAGUCACCGUGUGCCAGUUGAGGUGGCCUACAAACGUGGCUUCUUUGAUGAGGAAAUGAAUGAGAUCCUGACAGAUCCAUCUGAUGACACCAAAGGCUUCUUUGAUCCUAACACUGAGGAAAACCUAACUUACCUCCAGCUGAUGGAGAGGUGCAUCACUGACCCUGACACAGGACUGGUGCUCCUGCUGCUCAAAGAAAAGAAGCGGGAAAGGAAGACCUCCUCCAAAUCCUCAGUUCGUAAACGCAGAAUUGUCAUUGUAGAUCCAGAGACAGGCAAAGAAAUGACUGUGUACGAGGCCUAUAGGAAGGGACUCAUUGACCACCAAACCUACCUUGAGCUUGCUGAGCAGGAGUGUGAAUGGGAAGAGAUCACAAUGACUUCCUCUGAUGGUACUGUAAAGUCCAUUAUCAUUGACAGGAGGUCAGGGAGACAGUACGAUGUUGAUGAUGCUCUUUCUCGUGGACUUAUUGAUCAGAAUGCUCUUGAUACAUACCGAGCCGGAAACUUGUCCAUCACAGAGUUUGCUGACAUGCUUUCUGGCAACAUGGGAGGCUUCCGAUCACGCUCAUCCUCUUUUGGUUCCACCACUGGUUCCACCUACUCCUCUCCCAUGAGCCCCAUUCCCUCCAUGAAAGCACCUGCAGUUAUCUGGAAUGACCCAACAGAAGAGACUGGCCCCAUAGCAGGAAUACUGGACACAGACACAUUGGAGAAGAUCUCUAUCACUGAGGCAAUCCACAGAAAUGUGGUAGACAACAUCACAGGCCAGAGACUGUUGGAGGCCCAAGCCUGCACUGGGGGAAUAAUUGACCCCUCAAGUGGAGAAAGAUUCUCAGUUGCUGAUGCCACAGAAAAAGGCCUUGUGGAUAAAGUCAUGGUUGACCGCCUUAACCUGGCUCAAAAAGCUUACAAUGGAUUUGAAGAUCCCAGAACUAAAGAAAGGAUGUCUGCCUCCCAGGCUCUAAAGAAGGGCUGGUUGUAUUAUGAGGCUGGUCAGCGUUUCCUUGAGGUCCAAUAUCUGACCGGUGGACUUAUUGAGCCCAGUGUCGAGGGCAGAGUGUCACUUGAUGAAUCCAUCAGGAAGGGCACAAUCGAUGCCCGCACAGCUCAGAAACUGAGAGAUGUCAGCACGUAUUCUAAAUAUCUAACGUGUCCAAAAACCAAGCUGAAAAUCUCCUUCAAAGAUGCCAUGGACAAAAGCAUGGUCGAGGAAGGAUCUAGUCUAAGGCUUCUGGAGGCCUCCUCCCAGUCCAGCAAAGGACUCUACAGUCCCUACAAUGCCAGUGGUCCUGGAUCUGCAUAUGGCUCUCGAACUGGCUCAAGGACCGGAUCCCGAACAGGCUCCAGAAGAGGCAGUUUUGAUGCUGGCUCUGGCUUCAGCAUGAACUUCGCUUCCUCCUCCUUCACAUCCUCUUCUAGCUACAGCCGCAGAUUCUGAUUAGCUAGUUCUCUUUCUAAUGACUUGUGACCUAGAACCAUCAAUACUAAUGCACUUUACAGUUGCAUUUCUAACAGGAAAUAAUAGUUACAGUAACAAAGAAAAUAUAAUUUAUUUAUUCUACUUUGCAUGUGGUCACAACAAGAAUUACCUAUGCUAUUGAUUUUUUUUUCCUUAACAUCUGUUUAAACAUUUGCCUCAUAUAUAUAGAGGAACCAAGCAUUGCGAGAUACAUAAAAUAUAAAAUCCUUUUUCUUCUUAGUACUGAUUACAAGUCAGUUUCUAUUUUUCAAAGCAAAGCAUGACAUUUCUGCAGUUUUUUAAGUGACUUUAAUUUUCAUUUUACACUUGUUAAAAUGAUGUAUACUUGUGCUUUCUGAAACUAAUAUAUACUUUUUGUUUGUCAGACAGAAAUAUUUUUCCAGUAAUCCUUGUUUUCUUUGAAAUUCAAGAAUAUUUGUCUAUUUUUUAUCUUUUUUGAAAGUACUAGUAAUGAGAUACCAAAUGUCAACAGACUUCUAAUGUUUUUAACUAAAAUAUAUAUAGAUGCCUUUCAAAAUUUCUGAAUGUUUGUAUAGAGUAUGGACAAGUACGCGUCCGUGUUUUUAUGUUAUAAGUUGCCUGGGUAACUGUAUGCUGUACCCAGUGAAUCACAGCAGAGAAAACACCUGUGAGACACUACAAAAUGAGACACUACAAGAAUGCAACACUGAAAAGAAGAGCCAGGAUUAAAAUUAUGCAGACUUUUCUGAAAGCAGUUUUACAUGUCAUUACUUUGUGCCAUUCAGUGGACUUGUGCUUCCUUUGAGUUCACUCCAACAUUGUUUCACACACUCCAAAUUUUGGAUUCUUCAUAUUCAACCUCAAUCAAGUGUUCCGGGUAAAUCCCAAGAUGAUGUCAGACUUGAUCCUGCUCUCCCUCACAGACCUGCCUUCUGUUAUUUUCAUUCUUCUGCCUCAGUCGUUCAAAAUCCAACAUCCGAGCACAGAUACUCAGCUGAGCAGAGCAGUCGAUCCCCUCACCUUGGAUGGAUUUGUGAGUCCUGGUCAUCUUCACGCAGGACCACAGAUCUGCCAUUGAGUAUGUCCUUUCUUCCAUUGUACAUCACACUUGAAGAAAGCAGAGACUGAGCCAACACCAUCUUGGGAUGCCUUUAUAGGAACACUCUUCAUUCAUUACCCCUUUUUCAUGUAUUUAUUACUUGAAUGCUAAGAGUGAUAUAUAUGUUGUUUGAUAUUUUUUUUUAGAAACCACUUCCAGGUCAUACACACCUCUGCAUGUACAAUUAAUUUUAAUGAGGAUUAUCUAUAGCGAUACAGCACAUCUUCAAUUACUGAGUCUAUUUUUGUAUUAUCUCUGACUGUAAAUUCAGUUCCACCAAAGUGCCUAUGAGAAAAAUUUGGAGAAUUCACAUAUUGACACAGAAUCACAUUGUAAGAUUGUAUGUAUUAUAUCAAAUUAACUCUUUUCAGUUGACAUUUUGCUACAGAUUUCCUUUGCAAACUGAAAACAGCUCAAAGUUUUAUUUUGCUUAUAGUUCUUUUUUUUCCACAUCAAGUAUUUCUGUUAUGCAUCUUCCAAGUGUUUUACUUCUGUAAAUCUUUUUCAUUUGUUUUCAUUAUGUUUUUGAUAUAAUGAAUUGGACUUGCAUGUUUUACUAACUUUACAAAGGAUAUUGGGGGGAAAAUGUUCAUGAAAAAUAAGAACACCUUCAGUUGUAAGUGCGCUGAUUUUGAUUUUUGCUUUAUAUAGAAAUCACAGACUAACUGGUUGAUUUUGCUUAUGGGGCAGAUGCUGCUUUGAAUGAUAUGGUGAGGAUUGUAAUGUAUGUAUACAUAACACUAUGUUGUAAAUAAAUAUUCUUUGAAGAGGCA